UCUCCCCUUGUCUCUCUCCGUCUUUAGGCUUGGGGCUGGAGAGGAGAGCGCCCCGACUCGUCUCGCUCGUCGGGUAGAAACCCUAGCUUCGUAUAAACCCAAACCCCCCGCCUCGCCGGAGCGGCGGCAGCAGCCGGAGGCGCCGGCCGCCAUGGACGCGAUGCGGAAGCAGCUGGACGUGCUGAUGGGGGCCAACCGCAACGGCGACGUGCGGGAGGUCAACCGCAAGUACUUCGACCGCGACGUCUGCCGCCUCUUCCUCGCCGGCCUCUGCCCCCACGACCUCUUCCAGCUCACGAAAAUGGAUCUCGGACCCUGCCCCAAGGUCCACUCGCUUCAGCUGCGGAAAGACUAUGAAGAGGUAAAAGCAAAGGGGUCGGAGAAUUUCGACAGGGAGCUCGAGGACAUGAUAGACAGGCUCAUCGUGGAGUGUGAGCGGAAAAUCCAGAGGGCGCUGAAGCGCCUCGCCGACGAGGAUGCCAAGGCUGCUAUCGCGAUAUCUGUGUCCGAGGUCACUCAGUCUGAAGAAGUUGCGCAGCUGUCAAAGGAAAUCAAGGAGAAGAUGAAAGAAGCUGAUAUCUUCGAUUUUGAAGGGAAGACUGAUGAUAAAAUCAAGACCAUGGAAUUGGUCGAAGAAUUAAGAUCUAAAAGGGCUGACCUGCAGGCUACCCUCUUGCUUGAUGCCUUUAACAAGGACCGAGCUGCAAUACCUCAACCUAUUCCACCUCCUCAAAUGGCAACACUGCCAGCACCUCCUCCUCCUGAUGCUCGUACUCAAGAACUGAUCAAUGAGAAGCUGAGUAAAGCUGAAGCCCUUGGUGAACAAGGGAUGGUAGAAGAAGCGCAGAAGGCUUUAGAAGAAGCAGAAGCUCUCAAAAAGUUGGCAGCGGCACGGCAGGAGCCAGUUGCUGAUCCUUCUAAAUACAGUGUUGCUGAUGUCCGAAUUACUGAUCAGAAGUUGCGCCUCUGUGACAUAUGUGGAGCAUUUUUGAGUGUCUAUGACAAUGAUCGACGUCUUGCUGACCAUUUUGGAGGGAAGCUACACUUGGGUUAUAUGUUGAUUCGUGAGAAACUGAAAGAACUCCAGGAGGAGAGGACCAAAAAAAGGACCGAGAAACCUGAAGAUGACAGACGAUCAAGGGAAAACAGCAGGGACCGCAAUGGGCGGGCAUCCAGGGAUAGAGAUGCAGAAAGAAAGGACAGGGUUGAGCCCCGGGAUAGCAGAAGAGACCACGAUAGGGAUCGUGAUAGGCGCCAUGACAGGGACCGUCGCCAUGACCGCGACCGUGAUAGAGACCAUGACCGCUCCUCCCGUGGUAGAGAGCAUGACCGUGAUAGGAGAAGGGAACGCUCUCGAUCCAGGGACCGCAGCAGGCGCCAUGAAAGAUAUUGAGUCUGUUGCUCCAUGGCUGGCUGAUUCCCCUGGGGGAUACUCUCGUCUUCCUGCAUGAUAGUGAUGGUGCUUUUUAAGAUAUAUGGUGAGGUUGCGCUUUGUACUGGAGAAAGGAAGAUAGUCUUGAUGUUUGUCUUCGCUGCUGGAUUGUUAGUCACAAACCCUGUGCUCCUGUUAUGCAUCUUUUCUGUCUAUCUGACCUGAUGUUGUGUACUUAUACUGUUUUAUAUGUUACCAACAAUGUAUGAGUUUUGUGUUACUCAAGCCUCCUUGGCCCGGUUGUCAAACUCACAUGUGACGGUAUUUGUAAUUUGCUUAUCUUAUGAUGGUAUGGAGCUAAUUUUCUC
Molecule: messenger RNA, 1740 nt
Organism: Triticum aestivum (bread wheat)
Lineage: Eukaryota; Viridiplantae; Streptophyta; Magnoliopsida; Poales; Poaceae
Product: putative RNA-binding protein Luc7-like 2
Exons: 13
Coding region: 152-1393 (413 amino acids)
Biological process (GO): mRNA splice site recognition
Cellular component (GO): U1 snRNP
Molecular function (GO): mRNA binding
Source: RefSeq, a predicted model, not a curated record